Messenger RNA from Dermacentor andersoni, 594 nucleotides. Lineage: Eukaryota; Metazoa; Arthropoda; Arachnida; Ixodida; Ixodidae. The record is from RefSeq and is a predicted model, not a curated record.
GCAAGCUCGGGACCAAUGGGCUGGCGCGGCGCCGACCCGGGGGCCGGCCCGGGUUCCGCCUCCGGGCCGACAAAAAGGGCCGCGCUCUCGAGUGCGCGCAGCAGCCUGCUUCGAAGGACCGCGGCGCGCCGACUUGCAUCCCGCGUCGAGACGGCCUGCCGGACCCUCGGACAGUGCAGCCGCAACGACCAGCCUUGAAGCAAUGGACACGUCGCGGAGCCUGCUGCUGAGCCUCGCCGCUCUGGCCCUGCUGGGACCCGCGGUGACGUCAGCCUUCUACAGGGGAAGGCCGGGCAGCAGCCUGGCGCUGGCCAAGCGACUCGAGACUGAGCUCGCCGAGGACGAAGAGUACACCGCGCUGCCCGGCACCCUGGAGGCGUUCGAGUGGCGCUCCCGGUUCCCCCCGGCGCUGCCGGCGGACGUUAGCAGCUUUUACCCUUUCUUCAGGCCCGCGUCCCUCGCCAAGAAGAACAAGGACGCACCCCGGUCUCUGGACCCGGCCGGAGCGAACCGCAAGUUCCAGACGCAGGGAUGGAGGCGCUGAUCACGACGAAGCACCGGACGCUAUACAUUAAAGCCCACGUUUGACCGUUU